This is a messenger RNA of Malurus melanocephalus (red-backed fairy wren), 3175 nucleotides long. RefSeq names its product asporin (gene ASPN). The record is from RefSeq and is a predicted model, not a curated record. Gene Ontology annotation, biological process: extracellular matrix organization; positive regulation of cell-substrate adhesion. Gene Ontology annotation, molecular function: collagen V binding; protein binding; heparin binding. Gene Ontology annotation, cellular component: extracellular matrix. The transcript has 13 exons. The coding region runs from base 98 to 2137 and encodes 679 amino acids. Lineage: Eukaryota; Metazoa; Chordata; Aves; Passeriformes; Maluridae.
GAUUGAUCUGAGUAAAAACAACAUUACCUCUCCUGGCAUAGGUCCCAAAGCAUUCAAAAUCCUGAAAAAGCUGAAACGUUUGUAUUUGGAUGGAAAUAUGCUGGUUCAUAUUCCCUCUGAAUUGCCAUCAACUUUGGAAGAAAUAAAAAUAAAUGACAACCAACUUCAUGUCAUUGAUGAAGAUGGCUUAAAAGGUUUAAAGAACUUGGUUACCUUGGAAUUAGAAGGAAAUAAACUUAGUGAAGCGAAUGUCAGUCCUUUGGCSUUUUAUCCUUUGAAAAGUCUUUCUUAUUUGCGACUGGGAAGAAAUAAAUUCAGAAUUAUCCCACAAGGUCUUCCUGCCACACUUGAGGAGUUAUAUCUGGAAAAUAAUCAAAUUGAAGAAGUGUCAGAAAUUUGCUUUAACCAUACGAGAAACAUCAACAUCAUUGGGCUAAAGCAUAACAAAUUAGAAGAGCACAGGAUAGCACCUUUGGCUUGGAUAAACCAAGAGAACUUGGAGUCAAUCGAUCUCUCUUACAAUAAGUUAUAUCAUGUUCCCUCCUACCUGCCAAAAUCUUUACUCCAUCUGGUACUUAUAGGAAAUCAGAUUGAAAGAAUUCCAGGUUAUGUGUUUGGCCACAUGAAGCCAGGGCUGGAGUAUCUCUACCUGUCCUUUAACAAACUCACCGACGAUGGCAUCGACCCUGUGUCAUUUUUUGGAGCUUACCACUCCCUGAGGGAGCUCUUUUUGGAUCACAAUGAGUUAAAGGCUGUACCCUUUGGGAUUGAUGAAAUGAGGAAACUACGUUUUCUAAGACUGAACAAUAAUAAAAUAAGGACGGUGCCCCCCGAACGCAUCUGCMGGGCUCAGACCAACCACGAGGAUGAACACGAACACAGUGAGGAGGAGAAUGAAGAUUCCCACUUGGAACACGUUCACCUUGAGAACAACUACAUCAACACAAGGCAGCUCUCCCCACACUCAUUUUCAUGCAUAAGAUCCUACUGCAGUGUUGUUCUUAAGCCACAAAAGACCAAUAUGAAAGAAUACACUCUCCUUCUCUUCUUGGCUUUAUGCUCUGCCAAAUCUCUCACUGGUCCUUCAUAUUUUACCCUGAAGAAUAUGAUGCUCCAAGAUAUGGAAGAUGACGACGAUGAUGACGAUGAUGACAAUUCUCUAUUUCCAACCACUGAACCAAUUCUACCACUAAUUCCUUAUGAUCUGUUCCCAACRUGCCCUUUUGGAUGCCAGUGCUAUAUGAGAGUUGUCCAUUGCUCUGAUCUAGGUUUGACAUCAAUUCCUCGCAACAUCCCGCCAGAUACUCGUAUGAUUGACCUUCAAAACAACAAAAUCAAAGAGGUCAAGGAAAAUGAUCUCCAAGGACUCACAUCACUUUAUGCACUGGCUUUGAACAACAAUAAAAUAUACAAGAUCCAUCCCAAAGCCUUUCAACCAACAAAGAGGCUACGACGACUUUAUUUGUCCCACAACCAACUGACUGAGAUUCCAACAAACCUACCCAGAACUUUGGCAGAGCUCAGAAUUCAUGCAAAUAAGGUUAAGAAAAUCCCCAAGGAUGUAUUUAAAGGAAUGAAGUCUCUACAUGUUUUAGAAAUGAGUGCCAAUCCUCUUAACAAUGAUGGAAUAGAGCCAGGGGCUUUCGAAGGAGUAAAUAUCUACCACAUAAGAAUUGCAGAGGCAAAGCUAACUUCAAUUCCUAAAGAUUUGCCCUCUAGUCUACUGGAGCUUCACUUAGAUGACAAUAAGAUCACAGGAAUUGAACUUGAGGAUUUCAACCGUUACAAAGACCUUCAAAGGCUAGGCCUUGGGAAUAACAAAAUCAAAGACGUGGAAAAYGGAAGUUUUGCAAACAUCCCAAGUAUACGUGAAAUCCACCUGGAAAAAAAUAAGCUGAAGAAGGUUCCUCCCGGAUUACCUGAACUGAGAUAUCUGCAGGUGGUCUUCCUUCAUUCCAACCACAUUGCCAAGCUGGGGGUGAACGAUUUCUGUCCAACGGGACGCAGGAAGAAGAAAGCCCUGUACAGUGGCAUCAGCCUCUUCAACAACCCUGUCAAGUACUGGGAGGUUCAGCCUUCAACCUUCCGCUGCAUUUUAGCCAGGAACAGCGUUCARCUUGGGAAUUUCCUCAAGUGAGACCCAAGUCUGUUGUUUCAAAAAGCAACCUGUUCAAAUCAAUUCUACAAUACUUGAAAUUUGCAGAAAAAUGCCGAUUUUACGCUAUUUAACCGUUUACAAAGUAUUUGCUAUUUCAGAGGUAAUUAAYUAGGAACAAUAUGCUAAGUAGGAUCCAUUGUAUUAACUGACAAUGUUCAACCUACAUUUGAAUAACUUAAACAAAAGUCUUUAUCUCUUAUACAAGGACUCUUAGAAGUGGAACUGGAAACUGUAUUUGAUGUUUCCUAAUAUAGAUGUUAAAAUUCCUUCCUCAAAUCACACUGUUUGGACACAUUUCUUUCUUUCAAAUAAAUUCUAAAAAACAUGUGGAAGUGAGUUUUCCACAUUAAGCACCUUUUUUUCUCUCCCAGAAAGUGCUGUAAGAGAAGUUGCACAACCUAAACUUAUCAGACUUCAAGGUCAACUUCUUGUGCCAUUUUUGAUAAUGAGCAAAGAUGCAAUAAAAAGCUACAAUAUCRUCAGGUUGUUAUCUCUAAGCUAGAACACAUUUUUACAAUCUUUUAAGUGAGAUAAAGGCAAAUUUCAUAUCAAGAACAGACAAACAGCCUUCAAAAGUGUUUGAUAAUUUUUCCUUGMCACUUUAAGAAGAAAAUGUCCUUCAAUGUUUUGCUAUGGAUAGAAUUGGAUGCAGUCUGAACAUUAAAAGUAGCAUUCAAGAUUUAUCAUAUGCUUCAAGCUUAAUAGAAUGACUAUUAAACUCCCUUUAGGGCAGCACAAACAUUUUCUUUUAUCUAUAACAACUGUAAUCGUGUUUUUCACUUUAUUCUUUUCCUCUUUCACAUUUUGACAUCACACGGGUUAAGGAUCCCUCCUUAAUGAAAUACCUUACAAUUACCAAAACCAAGCAGCUGGAACUYGCCUGCCCUGCCCUUCCAAUGCAGGGCAGCACACAGAAUUCUCAAUACUGACAGUACUGUAUAAAAUGGAUAUUUCAGAUAUCUAUUUAGUGUAUAUUUGCUAUUGGGAUUUGAAAUAAAUUAAAUAAACUUACAGAAU